GUGGUUGCGAAAGAGUUUUGGUGUCGUCCCCUUACGAGGAAUGUCGAAAGUAACAACUUUUAUUUCUCGUGUGUGAGGAGAAAAGUGUAUUAAUUUAUUAGAAUAUUUUCCCUUUUAUUUGUGGUUUUCGCAUCCUUGACGUCUCUCUGCGUUGUAGAGCUGAAAAAAUAUAGUCUUCAAUGUGCUCCAAAUAAAGAUUAUCUUACCUCAGAAUGUUGACACCUCUGCUUGCCUCUGUCACACUUAUACUCCCACCGUAUCUACAUACGAAACUAUUGUAAAUAAAUGAUCUUGUGAAGAAAUGAGUUCAAUUCAGCAAACUGGUCGAUUCCUACCAUUUGCUAACAAUAAUAUACAACGGAAGCAACUUCCUACACAAGGUGGGUUGCCGCAGAGUUUAAGUGGUAGUGAUACAGAUGUAUCAACUUCGAAUGAAAAUUUGAGCAAUGAGGAAAGAUAUGUAAUACGGCACACUGCUCGUCAAGAACCCCAAGGACAGGAGAAUCAGCAACAAACACCAUCAAGAUCUUCCAGCCAUAAAGAGAAUAUUCCAAACAUUCAAGGCAACCUGUUGAAUAGGAACAGUUUGAAAGAGAGCUUGAAUGGGUCUAAUCGAAAUAGUCUCAAAGAUAGCAUCAACGGAUCAAAUAGAAACAGCCUCAAAGACAACCUAAGUUCUAAUCGAACCAGCGUGGGAUCAAACAGAAGUAGCUUGGAUGUUUCAACAAGCUCUUAUAAUACGCUUAUUAUACACAAUGCAAACGACGAGAAUUCCUGGACUCCAUCUAGCAGAUUAUCAGGAAUGGUAAGAGAACAUGGAGAAAUGGGGUAUCUCUACUGCGAGGGAGGAGGUAAGGGUCAUUCUAAUAGCCCGACUAUGCAGUCUUUGACUAGUUUACCCCAUGACGACCACCAUUAUGAACAGCCUGGAGGUGGCGGAGGCUGCCAAGAGAUAACUGAUAUUCCAGAUGAUUACCUCAAUCAGUCGCAGGUAUUGAAACACCUUGCCAAAGAGGUGAAAAUACCUUCAUAUAGCAAGCUGACUAACAACGGCAGUAGCAUAGAAAUGAGAAUGCGAGAAAGAGAUGGAGAACGUGGAAAACAGAGUGAAGCUGAAUUUGAGGAUAGACCACCUCCGUCAUACACUGCUACGAUGCUACCACUCAAAAGCAAGCACCGUCUUCUUGGUCCGACUGAAAAAUUAACUCUUUCAAGGUCUCAGCCCGAUUUAUCAAGAGUCGGGAAAACAGAUACUAUUGAUUACGAUCCACGUACGACAUCUCCGAGACCUCAAACAAAGGGCAGAGAAGAGAGAGAGACAGCAGCCGGGGAAAUCUGGCCUUCAGCGGAAAUGGUGCAGAUUUUAAUUCAAGAAAAUAGUGCACUAAAAUUGGAGUUGGAGCGUUGUUAUGGCAAAGUUUCGAAGUCUCAGAAGCUUGAACAUGAAAUAGCCAAGGUACACCGAGCUCAUGAAGAAUUAGCUGCAUCGUGUGAACGUAGAGAAAAACUUGAGCGCGCGGCCCGAGCUAGGCUUCAAGGAGACUGCCGUCGUCUUGCUGAUUUAAAUCGCGCUUUAAGGGAACAAAUCGAUUUACUAGCCGCAAGAACAGAUACCCCUCCUAUAGUUGAAUCCCUAAGAAAAGAACUCACACAACGAGAAUUGUUGAUCGGUCAACUCAUCACACAAAAUAAGGAAUUAGCAGCUGCAAAAGAAAGACAAGAAAUUGAAUUAGCAGCACAACGAGCAACAUUGCAAGAACAACGCACACAUAUCGAUAUUUUAGAUACAGCUCUGACAAAUGCCCAGGGAAAUGUAGUCCGAUUGGAGGAUGAGUCUCGUAAGAAGCAAGUUUAUGUAGAGAGAGUUGGUCAGCUACAACGUGCUCUGUCCUCGCUUCAGGCGUCUAGCGAUAGGCGUGAAGAAACUGAACGUCAACUAAGAGGCCAAUUAGAAAGGGAGUUGAGAGAGGGGGGAUGCGGCGGGAUUAAUAGUGGUGAACACACAUCGAACGGGGAGACAAUCGCCGAAUUAAAACGAAGAUUACGUGAACGAGAUGAAAAAAUUAUGUCGCUUGAAGGAGACGUAACCAAGUGGGAACAACGAUAUUUAGAAGAAAGUGCACUCCGUCAAGCUGCAAUUGAUGCAGCUAGUCUUCCAAAAGAUGCCAAGAUUGCGGCACUAGAAAAAACCAGCCAAGAUGCCGAGAAGUUGAUAGCAGAGGCUCGUUCCGAGAAAAUGCGUCACAUGGACGAAGUGCAUGCCGCACAGAAAAAACUCGCCGAUCUGGAAUCGAGGAUGAAAGACUUGGAAUCCAAGCUAGCUGAAAGAGAUGCAAUGAUACGAGUACUGCAGAAGCAUACCUAUGAUAAAGACAGCAGUAGCAGUAGUGGAGUUGGCAGCUAUCCUGCAGCUCACUCCUCUCACUCCAGUACAUCUGCAGAUCAUCAUACAAUUCUUACGUCUACACCAGAACUCGUGAGCAGUGUACUAAGUGGCGGCAGUGGAUAUGGUAGUGGCGGCUCUUUUGCCGUUUCCGACAGCUAUAAUAAAUACAGAAAGCAAGGCAGCUUUGAACAAACCAACAAAAGCCUGGAUGACCAAUUGAAAGAGCUAGACUCCCAGCUACUCAGCAAGCGGGCACUUUGCUGUUUUCCAGGAUUCUCUAAUCCAGGCACUACGUCGCGAAAAGGAAAAAUACCCAAGCCAUUAUUGGCGGGUGUAGAUAGCACAGGUAGUUCGAGUACUGCAUCCAGUAAAAGUCGUCUCCUAGAUGAUUCAGGUGGUGAAGCUUCCGGGGGAUUGCUGGAGUACGCAGCUGCGACAAGGUUCAAAGGCACGACAUCCAGAUUGUCGGACAGUAGGCCAGAGGAAAUGAUGCUGCUAGAAAAACAAGGUAGGAGUUCUCAACGCCAGAGAAUGCAAGAAGGUGAACCACGUAGAGCUGGUAGUCUUCCUCCAAGUUCUUUGCCUCGUCCUCCACGUUCAUUAAAACCUACGAAUAAUUCUCGUUACUGUCGUCUGAGCGAUACAGAGGCUCGUAAAAAAUCAGACCCAGGGCCAGUCAUUGAAUCUGUUAUUAAAGGACGUGAUUCUGGUAAUUGCACACUUGAAUAUGGCAGAUUUGACUUGAAGGGUCAACGACGAAAAAAAUCUUCGAGCUCAGAGGCGUCCAUCCAAAGCAAUUCUCUAAGAAAACCUUCCCUAUCUGGACCAAGUGGGGAUUAUGAGAGACUGGGAGAUGUUCAGAGAAAAAAACAAACAAUCGUCGAGGUGAAACACCGGGAAAAUCAAGGGCGCUCCAUGAUUCCUCCUCCAAUAAGACGCAUUGGAGAAUAUGGACGUCUGAGUGAUGGAGAUGGGAGAAGUACUAUGAGGAAACAAAUCGGCUCUAGGGGACAGAGUACAGGGAGUACUGUUAGUAGUAAAAGUGGCGGACGCGACUCUGGAGGUACUGCUAGCAGCGAAGCAUCGACGUCUUCCUUACCUCCAACUAGAGCCAGGUCAAUACCUCGCCCGAGUAACUACCGGAUUCAAUUUUAGCACACGUAAUGGAGAAUUCACGUCUGUACGUACAGAGCCAUAAUGACCUUUUCAUUCAUUGUUUUGAUUCUACAUUAGUUAGAUCCACAAGCCAAUCAUUACGCCAUAAUAGACAUAUGAUGACGACAGAUAACAUAGUGAUUCUAAGACCUAGUCAUUACCAAAGUAAUUUCUGUACAGGGAAAAAAUUUCUCAUGACAUGUGCACAUACAUACACAGUCGUUCAUCUUUUAGUUUAUUUUUUCCUCUUUCUUAUUUAUCUUUACCUCUAUCUAUCUCUUCUCAUUUUUUCUGCGUUGAAUGUCCCAUGCAUUCAACAUAAACGUACAUGGAAACAAAAGCUAAUGUGCCUUACAAAAAUCGCCUAACAGCCAGUACAAUAAAUUCGAAUAAGAAAAUAUAACUUUUUAUAGCAGGAUUGAAUACAUUAUCGUCUAUAUUUGGUGUAACAGAUACGCCUUGUUAAUUUAGAUGACGGAUUUUUCAAGAAUUUUUUAAACUUGACUAUACUGAUAGAUAGAUAAAAUUUCUCUGAUAAAAUAAUUAAUUUUGUUGAAACUGUCGAAUAAUUUCGCAUCUACCGAUUCAUUCUACCAGAAAAAAAACCAACAAAAAACACAAAGAACACACAAGUGUAGCUUAGAAUCCCAUAAGACUGAUCAAAAUGGAUACUGAAGAAACAAAACUCUCAUUCAAUUUUACUAUUUGCUAUUCUCUGUAGAUUUUACUUUUGCUCUGAUCUUCGACAUACUUUUAUGUGAAUUAAUAACAAAAAAUACUUGGAUGCAUAAUAUAAUAUACAUUGCAUUACCGUCAAUUACGACGUUUCAUAUAUACCAAAUGAUGUUGGAAAUUGUAUGGGUGCAAUGCGAGAGAGUCACACAUCUGCAUUUGCUGGAACACCAAAGUGUAGAAUUCUCUUAAUGACAUAAAACUACAAAAUAUAGUUAAUGAAUUUCUCCUAAAAUAAUUAUAAUAUCUAUUUAUUCGUGCUUGUGUUGUUAUUAUCAUUAUUAUACAUCUAAUUAUCUAUUACUGAUAUAGUACUGAUAAUAACAACGAAUUAUUAUUAUUUUGUUUUUAUUAUUAUCAUCAUGAUUAUUAUUAUUAUCAUCAUUUAAUUAUUACCCAGCAAAUCGUUAUCUUCAAUUCAACUAUACAAUAAUAUUAAUGAUAAUAUAGGAAGAAAUUGAGAGCGUACAUGAAGGAUGCGUAUUAGAAGAUGUAACAUAAUAUUUUGAUUGUGAUGUAGCAUAGAGUAAUGGACUAGUGGCAUUUGAUUUUGGGGGUAUUACUAUUGCCUCGUACCAGUGUGCGUGAAUUGAUUAAUUAUUCAUGUCUAAUGAACGUGUGGAUGUGAGAAUCGAACUAAGACCAAGGUGAAUAUGUUGAUAGUCUUGCAUUGAAUUUUAUUUAAUUUCACCAUAUUUUUUUUUCUACUUUCUACACUUCUCCUGAUUCACUAUUUAUAAUGGUUGUGCCGUAACAGCUAUCAGAGUAUCGAAAAAAAAAAUCUUCCUACCCUGCAUAUGAAUUUGAUAAGAACCCGUCUCCGAGUAAUUGAUAACGUAGUGUGUAUGCAAGAGUAUAACUUGAGGCUGUUAUAUCACAGUUGUUGUAAAAGUGAUUUUAAAGUGGUGGUGUAUAAAUUUUUGUAAAGCAUACACUAUCCUUAUAAAGAAUUUCCAAAUAUUUUUCAAUGUGAUGUGUUUAUUAUAAAAAAAAACAAGCAAAAAAAAAAAAAAUUAUUUAUAUGUCACUGUACAAUAUUUUCAUGUAUUAACUAUAUAAUAAUUAAGAUCUUAAAAUCUGUCGUACCUUUACAUGCAAGAAUACCAAAUUACAGUAUCACCAAAGAAAUGUAUAACGGUCAUGAUAUGUGUAUCGGUGACUAUACGAUGUAACCAAAUAUUGUUCCUCUAAUAUUUUAGCGCACUACAUGUAUAGUAUACUAUGAAAAAAGAAGAAAAAAAAACAAUUUUGUAACCAAUAAGGAGACACAAUUGUUUUAUCGUUUGCUCUCUAUUUUUGAUACAGCCGUUCUAAGUAAUAAGAUUUAUUUAUUGAAUACAUUUUAAUUUUUUUUUAAUUCUUUGGGUAACGAAUUUGUAUUCUCCCGGAGCUCUUAUAAUCGUUCAAUUUUGUACGAACCAUUUGAAUCACGAGUUAAUGGAUAUUGCGAACUUAUAUGAGUAUUCAGAAAUGAGUAAUAAAUUCACGAUUUAUUAUAACAGCGACGGACUGGAAAAUAGACAGUAAGCGUUACUUGAUCACAAGGGUGUUAUUCGAAAGAGUGCCUUGAAGCACCGGUAUGUUUGUUGGCUUUACUAACCAGAAACCACUAACCAAUAUAUUGUUUUACGGAUGGAAGCUUUGUAUGCAGAAUAAAAACAAAAAAAUAAAUAAAUAAACGAAAAAAAUUAAUAAUUAUGUGAAAAAAAAAUUAAAAA
Messenger RNA from Athalia rosae (coleseed sawfly), 5991 nucleotides. RefSeq names its product angiomotin-like protein 1. The record is from RefSeq and is a predicted model, not a curated record. Gene Ontology annotation, cellular component: plasma membrane; cytoplasmic vesicle; bicellular tight junction. NCBI's taxonomy places the organism in Eukaryota, Metazoa, Arthropoda, Insecta, Hymenoptera, Athaliidae. The transcript has 15 exons. Gene Ontology annotation, biological process: regulation of cell migration; actin cytoskeleton organization. Bases 302 to 3541 code for a protein of 1079 amino acids.